This is a messenger RNA of Lycium barbarum (goji berry), 1378 nucleotides long. RefSeq names its product myb-related protein 315-like. The record is from RefSeq and is a predicted model, not a curated record. The coding region runs from base 548 to 1378 and encodes 276 amino acids. Lineage: Eukaryota; Viridiplantae; Streptophyta; Magnoliopsida; Solanales; Solanaceae. The transcript is spliced from 3 exons.
CUUGAUUAGUCAAGCCAGAAUUUUUGGGAUGUCAAAUUUUUAUAUCAAAAGAAACUAUGAAGCUGCCAUCACUACCAAAAAAAAAUAAUAAUAAUAGUAAUAGCAAUAGAAUUAGCUACAAACCUCCUCUCUAAAUACUUGUAGAGAACAUUUUUUUGAUAAUUAGUUGUUAAUCAUCGUUAAAUAGGAUUGCCGACAUAUUUUAUAGUUUAGCUACAAAGUUAGUUCUAGGGCAUAUAAAUGAUCAAGGUGAUGGUGGAUGGGCACUUCUAUUAAAAAUAUAUGAUAAAAAUUUCCUGCAUGGUCAUCAACCUUUGCAAGUUUUUUUUUUUUUUUUUUUUUUUUUUUUUUUUUUUUGCAUUCAAUCAUGUAUAUACCCUCUUAAGAAGCACAUCUCUUUUAUUAUUUGUCCUCACUGAUCUGGCAGCAUCUUUUCUUUUUUGCUUCUAAUAAAAAAUCCCCUUUGUGUGCCCCUCAAAGAAGGAAAACGAGUACCUAUAUAUAUUUGUGAUUUUAAUUAACUCUGCUUAUCAGUUUCUUUUUCAAAAUGGGAAGGCAGCCAUGUUGUGAUAAAGUUGGAUUGAAGAGAGGUCCAUGGACUAUAGAAGAAAACCACAAGCUGUUGAAUUUUAUUAUGAACAAUGGCAUUCUAUGCUGGAGAAUGGUUCCAAAGCUUGCAGGCUUGCUGAGAUGUGGAAAGAGUUGUAGGCUAAGAUGGAUUAAUUAUCUGAGACCAGAUCUUAAAAGAGGGCCACUAUCAGAAGCUGAGGAGAAUCAGAUUAUACAACUUCAUGCCUCCCUUGGUAACAGGUGGUCUAAGAUAGCAUCACAUUUACCAGGCCGGACUGACAAUGAGAUCAAGAACCAUUGGAACACUCGGAUAAAGAAGAGGCUAAAGUUUCUGGGAAUAGACCCUUUAACUCACAAUCCAAUUGAGCCAAUUAAUCUUGAAAAUUUUGACCAAAAAGCAGAUGAAACGAUCAUACAAUCCAACAUGCCAACACAUACUCAUGAAACAGAGAAGUCGUCGAUAGAUAGUGACACAAAGAGGAUAGAAAGAGGCAACACAUAUGAUAAGAGAAAUGAAGCAAACAUCAAGAUUGAUGAUAUUGCUAAUGACUUUUCAGUAGAAGACAAUGAGUACUACAAUUUGUGCGGAAACUUGGAUGUGGAUUUGUUGAGCAAUACUACUAAAACUAUGUCCUAUUCUAUUGAAACUGCUGAAUCUGCUACAGAAUCCUCAAGUAAUGUCAUCCAUGCAGGAGGACAAGACUCUAUGAAACAAUGGUGUUAUAGUGUGGAUUCACUUUUCUCGUGGGACAACAAUGUCAAUCAACUUGGAGAAGACUUUUUCUUUUGGAGAAACUACAAUCACUGA